CCGCCUCUAAAGCCCAGCCUGCCUCCCAGCCACGCCCGAGCGAGGCGGCACACGUCGUAGCAGUAUCAGGCCUUCACGACCCGCCAGCGGCACCUCCCACAGCGACGACCAACGGCCUCUUGACGAUCUCAGACUCGGGGACGACAUAAUGCCCGAAGGACUGACGGGAGGCACUAGGACCUGGCGACAAUUCCUACGCUACCGCCGUCGUCGUCAGGACUUGCAGGAGGAACUAGAAGACACCCAAGCCAAGAAGACCUCCGCAGCUGCCCACCUCCAGGCCAUGGACACCAAACACCAAGCUCUCCUACAGGAAGCCAAGCAGCUUGACGAGGACGUAUCGAGGACCAGCCGAGACCUUAGGCUCUUAGACGAGGACAUGGAGCUAGUGCUGGUACUCAAGAGUGGCCAGGUGAAGGUGGACCUAGAAGCCAUGACGGAACUCUUGAAUCCAGACUUCAGCGACACACGACUGGUAAAGCACGAGGAACUCAAGAAACUGGAAACCACAGCCGAGAAAUGUGUAGAGAGUGAGAGGGCGGACGGUGUAGGAGAGGGUGGAGGUGAGAAUGGAGAGGUGGAGGCGCUCAGAGCACUUCGGGGACAACUGCAGCUGGAGGUGGAGCUGGCUCGUCAAGACCUCCACCAUAUCAACACCCUCAAGGUCGGUCGGGACGUCAUGGCAGCAGCGACCAAUGCAGUGGCCGGAAGUGGACACCAUGACCCCUCCCAGCUCUAUGCUUCUCUCCAGCGCCUCCAACAGAUUCACGGGGAGAGGGUGGAGAGCAUGGCGGCGGGGUCCAACAAGGUGGUUAAGCAGCUCCGACAGUCGCGCCGCAAAGUCAGCAAUCUCCAGCGUCAAGUGGAUGAUCUCGCACAGGAGAUCGAUGACCUGCAAACGCAAGUCGCCCAGGCUCAACCGGAGCUACACCUAGCCAAGAGGGAGAACAGGCUGCGUCGAGUGAUGGCGUGUAGUGACCUCACCACCCACGCCAGGCAGCGCCAGGCCAUCAUACUGGACUUGGAGCAUGAGUUGGACACGCUCCGGCUACGCACUUUCCCUAUGCUCUCACGCCCACCCCAGCCACCCACGAUCUGAUCUGUCAAAGCGUUCUGAUCAGCCACCUGCUCUGCCUAGUUACAUUAAGGUCUUCGUGUGAUUUAAUAGUUUUGCCUCUGACGCCCAAUACAUUACUUCUGGUAGUCUUUGGGUGAUGCCUGACCAAUCAAGGAAAGGUCCUUGUGUAACUGGUCUGUACUCAGUGAACCGAUCAUAUAUUAUCAUCAAACUACAACUUCACAAAAUUGAAAAGUGUCAGCGGUGGAAGUAAAUACUACAAUAUACCCUGAACUAAUUACAAGACAGCUGCAGCCUCGUAAGGCUCACCCACGUCUACAGUACAUUGUAAUUUAUCGUUGUUGCUUACUUUGUUUCUGUAUAAUACUGGCUAAAUAAACUUUCAAACUAUGUACUAGAAAUU
This is a messenger RNA of Homarus americanus (American lobster), 1481 nucleotides long. RefSeq lists its product as uncharacterized. Gene Ontology annotation, cellular component: axoneme. The coding region runs from base 149 to 1099 and encodes 316 amino acids. Gene Ontology annotation, biological process: cilium assembly. The record is from RefSeq and is a predicted model, not a curated record. The transcript is spliced from 8 exons. NCBI's taxonomy places the organism in Eukaryota, Metazoa, Arthropoda, Malacostraca, Decapoda, Nephropidae.